UCAAAAUCAGCUGAUAACCCACAUUACUCAAUUUUCUGUGUCAGCGCAAAACCGAUGUAAACAAAUCGUCCUCGUCAUCCGCAACUAAUCCUCGCAAACUCCAAACUCUAUCUAAAUCACUCGCAUUCAUCUUUAUCCGCGCUGAAACACACGAAGAUAAAGCUAGAAAGGCGCAUCAUAUGCCGAAUAUCGACGAGAGGCUCAAUCAAUAUGGCCGUCGAGAUCGAUAAGGAAAUGUCAAAAGAUAUAACGCGCGCGUCAGAAUAACAAUUCCCUCGCAUCCUAACUCCUCGUCUCUCAGCCUCGAGCCUCGACAUGGGUAGUCGAGUGGCGUCUCCGUGACUAGCUGAUCGUCGCGUCGGUCCGAAAUAUUCUCUGCUGGUUCGGUAGUGCGUGUGUUAUUGAUUUUCAAAUUGGAGCAACAGAGGGAGAGAGAGAGAGAGAGAGAGAGAGAGAGAGAGAGAGAGAGGGCGACGACGAGGAGCGAGAAAAAGAGGAGCUGUUGUUGGACGGUCGAUUGUCGUCAAAUGGAUUCAGACUAAUUUCGCUGGGGUAAGACUGUCGCCGUCGAGGACUGCGCGUUAUAUAGCAUGACGAGACGGGCUUGUGUUAUUACAAAGAUUUCCCGAGGAUUUCAAAGAGUUCCUAAUGUCAUGUCCUGAGCGAGGCGCGUCUUCACAUGCAUAUACGAGUGGUGUUGUAAAACAAGUAUCAAGUCUUUCACUGACUGUACAUUAGUAUGGGCAUUUUUGACAUUAUUUUCCUGGCUGUGAUUGCAUUUAUUUGUGGAAUAGCAUGUACGCUGCUAGUGCAAUUUUAUGUUCUCAAAAAAUAUCUGGAAACUGCACCGGAGGCAACACCGCCAAAGCAUCCGGUGCCUCCUGGGACAGCGGAGUUACCUGAGGAAUUAGUCACUCAGAUCAAAGAAGAGAAGUCAAGUACCAGCGGUUCGCCUCGUCAAAGUUUAUCACAAGGAAACGAGAAUUUAGCAAUAAAUUUGACCUUACAAUUUCUUUUCAAUGAGCUGCGAAAUGCUGAGCGUGUACGGCUUUGGCUCUAUCGAAAGCUUAAUAAUGAAUUCAAAGAGCUUCUCAAUCAGUCUACUACAGGAAAACUCUUCGAUAGCGUGCAGUUGCGAGAUCUGAAUCUUGGCAACCACUUCCCCACAAUAAAAGGUUUAGAUGUAGCUGAUGCAAAAAUAUGUGCAGAUACUGGUUUGUUAGAGACCUUAGACCUCUGUUUAGAUUUACAUUACUCAGGAAACUUCCAAAUGUCAAUAGACGUAAAAAUGUUAUUAGGCAAAAAUGCUUAUCUGUCGCUUCAAGUGAAAAGGGUAACUGGAAAAGCAAGACUUCAGUUCACGCGAGUUCCAUACACUCAUUGGUCCCUUAGUUUUUAUACAGAGCCGAUUUUAGAGUUAGAAGUGCAGUCGCAAUUUCAAGGACGCCAGUUACAGCCACAAAUAAUUUCACUCAUCACAGGUCAAAUUCGCAGAGCUGUGCGCCGGAAACACACGUUACCUCGUUACAAGAUGCGCUACAAGCCUUUCUUCCGUAGACUCAACGAUGAGGAUAUCGAUUUGUCAGAGGUUGCGGCGACCCAAUUAACUCCAGGUCUCCUGGAUGUCACCUUGAUCGAAGUCACUCGCCUGAACAUUGAUCCUAGCACGAUCAAUGCCGAAAAUAUGUCUCAAAUUGAGAUAUACUGUACGAUUAGCGUGGAUGCGACGCCCUGGGUCUGCCUCACCCAGUAUUCUGGUGUACCUUAUAUGGUCCUCGAUCUUAUAAUAAGCAAGGUCAGCUCCCAGCAGCUUGGCGUCGUAUUCAAACAAGAGCAUAUCACCGAGAUAGGUCAGAACUGUGUGCUCGUGGAGACGAUCGUAUCCGGCAGUCCAGCCUCGAUAGCCGAGAUGAAGAAGGGCGACAUAAUCGUGGCAGUGAACGGUAAGAAAGUUACUAACAUGAACCAGGUGGCGAAACUCGUGAAGAGCGCCGCGCAAAGGCGAUUCAUCAUCCGCGUCGAGAGGAAAUACUCUACUGCCGACUGGGAAAAGAGCAGCUUGUCCAAGUUCGAGCUGGACAGGUCAAUGUCGGAGAAAAGCGCUGGCACUAAGCGGUCAUCCAAGAGCGAAUCAUCAGCGAAAAGCGAUACGCUUAACGUCGAUGACAGUUUCAAGAGCAUGAAGUUCUCAGACCUAAAAGAUUACGACGCGGAUACGACUGAUAGUAAAAGCGACACAGGGAGCAAGCUCUUCAAGAGAAGAAAGAGCAGUACUCAUGCUGCGACGACCGUCGAGGACACUGUGGCGACGAUGGCGGCGACUACCGCGGUUUCGGCUCCGGAAACUCCGUCCAGGAGGAUUUCCACGGGCUCAUCCAACUCGUCGGGUACCUCGAAUAGCGCGCACUCUUCUACCGUCAACGACUCCAGUCCCUCACCCAGUCUGUCAGAUUUGUACUAUACUAGUAAAGAGAAGGGACAUGCCACGCUGAUCACGUUCGACGAGAAGAGAAGCUUUCAAAUCGACUCGGAGCUUCAGUACUUGAACAUCGGAGUCUGGGCGAAGGUCAAGGGUGGCGACAGUCUGCCAAAAUUAGUAGGAUACAUUAACGCUCCCAUUAGGUUAAUUUUAGCUCAAUGCUCCACGUCUUCGACUGGUCACUAUCUGAAAAAUUACGCACUCCUGCCUCCUGACUCAUCAUCUCCAGCCUUGUCUAGCUUUAAACUGAAUGGAUAUUCGGGAUUUGACCCAGCGUUAUGCUAUGGUGAUAUUUUGUUGUCCUAUGUUUGGGUUUCGAACCGUCCAAAUCAGCAGAGUGCCGAUCAAAGUAAAAAAGGUGCCGAGGAGACAGUAAAGAUACAGCCUGUCUUGUGCGAAGAUAUCAUAAAUAAGAAACCUCACGAUUUUAUUAGAACGCACUUUCACAGAGCCACACACUGUGACUUUUGUACGAAGAAGAUCUGGCUGAAAGACGCGGUACAGUGUCGAGACUGUGGGAUGGUCUGCCACAAAAAGUGCGAGGCUCGAUGCCAGGCGUCGGGCGCCUGCGGUGCUGAGAGCCUCACAACGAUGGCGUUCGAAGCCGAUGAGGUCGAGACGUCGGGCAUCGUCGGCGGCGAGUCCGGACCCGAAAUAUCGCUCACGAGUUGCGAAGAGAACGUUCAGGGCGCGAGUAUGAUGGCCGUGAAGGCCAGCAUAGCUAACACGCUCCUGGGCCUGAAGAAGGCCGGAAGUACAAGUUGCCUGGCCCCGCCGAACACCGGUAUUGGUCUGGCAUCCAGAAGCCUACCCCCAAGUCCCUGCGCAUCCCGCAAGAGCUCGCUCGUCGGCGGUGGCCUGGGCAUAAGUCCAGAUCUGCUGGAGGGCGCGGAGCCGAGCGUUGCGGCGCACCUCAUCGCCGGUGACCUCGAUGAUGCCGUCAUGUCCAAGGCUAAGGAAACCGGUAGAUUCCUUUACAAGAACCUGGAGCCACAGGAACGCAUCGAUAAAAUCAAUUCUAUGAUGACAAAACUAAAGACUGCGCUGGACGUGGAGACGGCAUCGCGGCGCGAAUGGUCCCAGAACUUGUUGGAUAUGGACAGCAGUCGAAUGAUAUCGCAGAUAGACCUGCGCGUCCGUGCUCUGAGCGUCCUGCUACUGCACUACUGCACUGGUCUACAACACGCCCAGGAGCAACUCGAACGGCCUAACACGGUCGGUGGCAGUGGAUUCGGACAAAACUGAACCUCUGCUACCGAUCGACACAUCGUCACCACACGAUACACGACUUAUACACACAUUUACUCAAAACGUGAUACACAUAUACGUACGUUUAUGAUAUAUAAAUUUACGCGAAGCAGCUAUAAUAUUGAGGUAUAUAUUCAAAACGAAUGUAAAUACGGUACAGUCGCAAUGAGUAUUUUCUAUCGAUUUGUGCCAGACGCUCUUCUGCAGCUACGUGAGUCAAUUUUUUGGGUGUUUUAACGUGCACGAGACGAUGGUUAUCAUACAAUAUACGCGAUGGAAAAACGUGCACCCACUUCAGAGUUUGUUGUUUCGCAUUUGACGGAUGCAAAUUUAUCAAACAAUAUAGAUAGAGGAUAUAAGCGUAUAGUGUGAUACUUAUAUAUUCCACACGAUAUCAAGCACUGCUGACAUUUUUUGCUUGGAUACUAUACACGUAGCUUUAUAGCGAGAAUGAGAAAAUGUUUUAUGCACAAUUAUAUUAUUGUAUACAUUUUACACGAUACACAUCAAUAACACGGGCACACUGCAGAGAUAAGAAAAAAAAUAUAACGUUGAAUAUAGUCGUUAAAAAUUAUUAUAUAUAUAUACAAGAUUUCACGCGAUAUAUUUACUGUUUACCGCAGAACACCAAGUGCUAAGACUUGUAUUUAGUACGUAUAUCUGUAGAGAGACACGGUUAUAUUUAAAAUAUUUAUGGAUUUUAGAAGACGUUUAAAAGACUCGGGUGUAUAGCUUGAACGAGCCAAGUUUACGCUGCGACUCGCAGGGUCGAGCUUCUCUUUGUAUUCGCAUCGAAAACAUUCUAUAGUCCAAUGGUAUCGUCCACUAUUUCGUUUCAUACGUAUUAAACGCAGUAUUAUUAUAACAUUAUUCCAUUUAUUUUUAUCGGCAGCAAUUUUAUAUGGCGAUUUACAAAUGCAUUUUGUAGGUUUUAUAGCUUAGCUUUUUAUUGCAAAUAGGUUGGCAUUUUUAUUCAUGAUCUUUGCUAUCCACUAUUUCGAAUACCAUAUACGUUACAGGGCGAAUAUACGAUACGCGUAGUAUUUUUAAUUAGUCCAAUUUAACGAAGCAUAAUUUCAACUUUAUUGAAUAUCUAUAACAUCACGAAUAAUUUAUCAUAUACAAAUCUCUAUUUUAAUAUAGAUAAAGAAAUCACAAUUUACGUAAGUUACCAAAGUAUUUACGGUAAGAUAGCAUAAUAUAUAUUUAUAUAAAUUCAAUAUAUUUUAGCUUGAAAUAUCAACGGUUAACAAUCAAUUCAAACUUUCAAAGUUCUUACGGUAUAAGUGUAACAAACUUGUUUUUCUGCAUACAAUUCAUCAAUGUGUGCAGCUCUGCUCGAAUUUAUAUACGAUGUACUUCCACUCAUUGUUGUUGAAUAUAGAUAAAUCACGUACACAACACAAAUAUACCGGCGAUCUUUAGACGAUGGUUGAAUCGUCUUCGAACUGAUUUGAAAUCGCAACGUUCAGAAUGAGUUAACAAAUCCAUUACACUGAAAUUCGAUCGGCAACGAACAAUGUGAAUUUUGACUGACUUAUCAAUGUUGUAACGUAGACUUCGUCUAUGGCUCUUAUGCGAUGGAAUAUAUCAUAUUACAGAGUCCUUUUAAGCAUAUAUACAGCGUAUAGUGUAAACUGUCAAAUUAUAAAAGAUAAAAACAGUGAGAGCUUAGACGAUUAGACAGAUAUUUAAAGAGUAAACUUAAUGCUGUAGACUGCAUCUGUGAGUCUUAGAUGCUUUGGUUGGGGAAGUGAAGUUUCGUAGUACUGCUGCAAAAGCCCACGUUGAACACCAACAAAUUAUUAUAACUUGUUACGUCGUACUGAUGAUGAAUGAAAUAUGUUUUCUAUAUAUACAAUCUGAACGUAUAGUAUAGACGCACACGGCGUGUCGACGAAGAAAUUCUAAUAGUUUUAUCGAACCUGGAUCAUGGUAUUUUUAUGCUUGAUUUUCAAAUGUAUAUGUAUAAUAGCGGAGCGAGGUGCAAGGGCAAGAAGUUUCAAAGAAAAGCAAAGAAUAAAGGAGUAAAAAAAAUAAUAA
This is a messenger RNA of Nasonia vitripennis (jewel wasp), 5770 nucleotides long. It is a transcript of the gene Pdzd8, whose product is annotated as PDZ domain-containing protein 8. Gene Ontology annotation, molecular function: protein binding; lipid binding. The transcript is spliced from 10 exons. NCBI's taxonomy places the organism in Eukaryota, Metazoa, Arthropoda, Insecta, Hymenoptera, Pteromalidae. The record is from RefSeq and is a predicted model, not a curated record. The coding region runs from base 740 to 3724 and encodes 994 amino acids. Gene Ontology annotation, cellular component: mitochondria-associated endoplasmic reticulum membrane contact site. Gene Ontology annotation, biological process: mitochondrial calcium ion homeostasis.